AUGAACCCCUCCACUACUUCACCCAACACCAACAUCCAUGUCGACUUCCCUAACAGCCACCCAAAUGAAGACCAAAAUCAACCAAACACUCCCUUACUUCACCAAUGCUCUGAUGAGCUACGCAGCUUCAGAGUGAGCCUCAAAUGGUGGACACUAGACCACUCCUCAUGCCUUGGAAAAUUCAUAUCCUACUUCACCUUCAUCUUCCUAACCAUCCUAGUCCCCAUCCUAGCCGCCUUCUCUCUCAAAUCCCCAUCCGAAGACCCCAUCUCUUUCAACAAGCUUGUCCAACUUCCCCAGUCCGGCUUAGCCGCCAUUGGCUUCAUCACUCUGUCUAGCUUCUUCAGGAAGUAUGGCCUGAGACAACUCCUCUUCCUCGAUGGUCUUGCAGAUGACACUUGUUUUGUUCGUCGGGGAUACACUCGUGAGCUCGAUAAGGCCUUCAAGUGCCUAGCUUACAUACUAUUGCCUUCCUUUUUCAUUGAGCUUGCACACAAGAUCAUAUUCUUCUGCACUGUCAAAAUCUCACUGCUCCAUAUUAGCUCAAGCGUCCCGCUCAAUUCCAUAAUGUUUGUUUUGGUUUUGGCUUCUUGGGUUUAUAGGACAGGGGUGUUCUUGCUGGUUUGUGUUCUGUUUCGGUUGACUUGCGAGCUCCAAAUACUUCGAUUUCAAGGACUGCACAAGCUGUUUGAGGGGCGCGAAUCCAAAUCCAGCUUCAUAUUCCAGGAACAUAUAAGGAUAAGAAAGCAAUUAUGGGUUACGAGCCACAGGUACAGAUUCUUCAUCAUCGGAUGCAUGUUUAUCGUCACUGUGAGCCAGUUUGGGGCCUUGUUGCUGGUUUUGGCAUCCAAAACAAAGAAGACUUUUCUCAAUUCAGGUGAUCUUGUGGUUUGUUCUGCUGUUGAGCUUAGUGGUUUGUCCUUGUGCCUAAUGGAGGCAGCAAGAAUAACACAUAGAGCUCAAGGAAUUUCAGCGAUUGCAACAAGAUGGCACAUGCUUUUGACUUGUCCAUCUGCUGCAUUAGAUCAGGAAUGCAAAAAACAGCAGAGCUCAGAGGCUGAUGGAUGUUGUGGAGAGACUGAUUCAGAAUUUUCAUCGAACGUUUUGACUUCAGUUUCUCCACAGGAGCCUUCCUCAUUCCAAACCAGGCAAGCUCUAGUGGCAUACUUGGGGCACAACAGUGGAGGGAUCACGCUAUUCGGGUUUCCGCUUGAUCGGGGAUUGCUUCACACACUGUUUGCGUUUGAGUUCUCUCUGGUGCUGUGGGUGCUCAGCAAAGUGGUUGUCUUGUCUUGA
Prunus armeniaca (apricot) is the source of this 1296-nucleotide messenger RNA. Lineage: Eukaryota; Viridiplantae; Streptophyta; Magnoliopsida; Rosales; Rosaceae. The record is from the annotation of a GenBank genome assembly.